Exaiptasia diaphana is the source of this 1594-nucleotide messenger RNA. RefSeq lists its product as uncharacterized. The record is from RefSeq and is a predicted model, not a curated record. Bases 1 to 888 code for a protein of 295 amino acids. Lineage: Eukaryota; Metazoa; Cnidaria; Anthozoa; Actiniaria; Aiptasiidae. The transcript has 3 exons.
AUGGCUUCACAAAUCCAUAAUCAAGGUCAAAUCAGCUAUUACAAUAUGUUUGAAACCUCAAAUGGGGAAAUUUUAAUGAAGCAGGAGAGUGUUCUUUCAAAGUACACGGUGAAGCACGAUGAAGAUUGUUACUUUAAGUGUUUAGAAAACAAAAAUUGCCUCUCGAUGAAUGUUAUUCCUUUGGUUGGUUCUGGGUUCCUCUGUGAAAUAUGUAAUUGGACAGGAGCAGACUUCAAGACUCAUCUCGCUUCAAAGCCAGGUGCUAGAUUUUUACAACUUCAGACUGCCUGUUUCCCUAACCCUUGCCAAAAUGGUGGUAAGUGCAUCUCGAAGGAUGGAGGAACUAACUACACCUGCACAUGUGCCGCMGUYAAUCAUAUUGGAAGAAAUUGCCAAAACAAAAAAUGCAUAUUAUUUGACUUUGAAUCUGGACGACUCGACGGCUGGACUAGGACAGGAACAGCAUUCAAAAAUCAGCCAACUUAUGGAGAUAAUCCUAAGGAAAGAAAUCGAGAGACUUCAAACCUUACAGGGAACUGGUGGAUAGGGGGAUUUGAAAAUAGACCCAGUCCAUCUCAUGCAGCCGGAGCUACACAGGGUGACCUUCUUACGGGUACACUGUCGUCACCAAAGUUUGAAAUUAUUGGAAGCGCGUUGACAUUUUUCAUUGGUGGAGGUCAAUUAGAAAGUGAACGCCUUGAGCUGUUAAUUAACGGAUCAGUGGUUUCCAAGGCGAKAAGCUCGGCAAAUUCGGAAACUAUGACCAAGAAAUCGUUUGAUGUUUCAAAUCAYCGUGGAAAAAUUGCCCAAGUUCGAAUUGUUGAUGAAUCCGAUGCAAUUUGGGCCCAUGUCAAUAUUGAUCACGUGCAAGACAACUGUAUGAUAUAAGGCAGUGUAGAAUAAUAACAAUAUUUCAAUCUUCAGUUGAAAGGACUAAAAAGAGCUUUUCCAUCGCAGUUGAAAACAAGCUUACAAUUCMAGGGAUUCUAAGGGAUUUUAAAGGAAGCCGCGAAUCCAGUCAAAGGAGCAAGCUACACAUUAGGUAUUCUGCUAAAAAACUUUGAAAAGGAUUCACAGAUUUCUUGCCAAAAACAGAUCCGUUUUGUAUAAUUUGACCUAUCAGGCAAUUUAYAUUAUAUAAAUGACCAUUGUAUAUCCUAUGCUAAUAGUUUACUAGAUAAUUGCUUCUCUAGGAUACAUUUUCCGAUUAGAAGAUGCUAAUAUUUCGGAGGAAGCCAGAGGGAUGUUGGGCGAGUAAUUAUGCCUGUUCUUAUUUGAUCUUAUGCCCCAGCCAGCAGAUAUAUGUCCUCAAUGAUUGCCAGUCAUAAACCAAUGGCUUUUUAAGAAGAGUGAUAGGUUAAASAACUGCAUUUAGAGUGACUGAAGAUCAGAGGUUCAACUUUUGGAAAAAAUAAAUUCACAGGGAACUCGCCAAGAAAAWAGAAAGUGCAAAAAGAAACGAUUAUUUUACGGGCAUCUGAAUAGACUGAAGUGUAGAGACAGAACGACGCAAGACUAUAAGCAUGACAUCUCUUGAUAUAUGAUUUGUAAAUCUUAGGAAUCAUUAUGAUAAUGUAUGUAGGUCAUAUAAUCA